AAACUCAUGGAGGGACAUAUGGAGGAAAAACUGACAACUUUUAAACAUUUCAGGGAGAGAGCUGCAACUUUCGCCAUGAACCUUCAGCCCUUCGUAACGAGACAGUCUGUGUGUACUGGAAGAGUGGGAAAUGUACUCGAGACAAAUGCAUUUUUCGACACAUGGAUAUCACCAGGCGGGUGAGAGCGACCUGGUGGUGUUGAGGCACGAAAUAACACCAAACUGGCCGGACGGAUCCACUGAAGUCAAGGGAAUCACACUGGUCGAAUACGGAAAUCCCAACGGAGGUACAGCGCCACAGAGGUACAGUGGGUGUUCCAGCGGCGAUGUGUACGAAGAUGGUGCUCUGAGGGGAUCCAAACGCGGGGCUGUGUAUUACCGCUCAAACGCGACAUGUACUGUACCACCAAACAGUGCUGGCUCGCGUGAGGCAGGAAGGCAUCCAGGCCAAUACCACAUCCAUUGUUUUGAAUGUACUUAUGAUAUGCUGUUUGGCCCUGUGUCAAGACGUCUUAGGGCCGAGAAUUGUGGACAGCGAAACAUAAGAGAGGGUGUUGUGCUGGUGAGGAAGGCAAUCAAUGAGCGAAUGGUGCUUAGUGGUAGUUAUAUAGUUCAUUAA
Portunus trituberculatus (swimming crab) is the source of this 619-nucleotide messenger RNA. RefSeq lists its product as uncharacterized. Lineage: Eukaryota; Metazoa; Arthropoda; Malacostraca; Decapoda; Portunidae. The record is from RefSeq and is a predicted model, not a curated record. Bases 131 to 619 code for a protein of 162 amino acids. The transcript has 4 exons.